This is a messenger RNA of Paramecium pentaurelia, 7449 nucleotides long. NCBI's taxonomy places the organism in Eukaryota, Ciliophora, Oligohymenophorea, Peniculida, Parameciidae. The record is from the annotation of a GenBank genome assembly.
AUGUAAUUUUAUAAUAAGCUAAAACAUAAAUUUUAGCAAUCAAAGUAAGAACCAUCACAAACACCUCCAACAAAUGAAUUAGGUCUUAGUCAGCAUAAACCACCUUUGGUUGAUUCAAGAUAAUAAUGGAAUACAAAUGUUUAUUUAGUUCCAAAAUGGGAAAGGAAAGAAAUUAAGAGAGUUGAUUCUUCACUUCAUACUCCAUUUCCAAUAAGAAAUUAUAUCAAUUAUGUAUAAUAACAUAGUGGAGGAUUUUAAGAAGAAUUGAAUCUGGAUUUCUUUAAACAUAUUUUUAGACAUUUCGCAAUUAAUUAAUGGUGGAUAGAAGAGGCACGUAAAUUCAAAUAAACUAUUCCUAUUAAUAUACUAUAGAGUCCUGAAGAAGUUAGAUAAAAUCCUGAAUAUUGUAAAUUGAUGAUAUAAAAAUAAAAGGAUGAUCUAAAGUUUUAUUAAGAAAUUCUAAGAAAUGUAAAAUCUCCCAAUCCACCUUUUCCAUCUAGAUAAAUUCCUGAAUAUCGAAAAUCUAUAACAUAUUAAGUGUUAGAUUUACAUGCAGGAUAAGAACAUAAGGAUAAAUCAUUGUUUCAGUUAUAGGAUGUUUUUGUUAACAGAAUAAUAUAAUUGAUUUCUGAAUAAGGAAUUUAAAGUUUAGGGUAUUAUGACUACAUUACAUUUAAGAAUAUAGUUUAGGAUAGAAUAAAAGGAGCAGGAGAUGCAGAAAAUUUUAUUAAAGUAUUAGAAAUCAAAAAACUAUUUAACUCUGUUGAUUAAAUUUAAAAGGAAUUCGAUAAAACUGUAAAUGAAUGGCAAAAAGAAUACACACUUACAUCUAACAAUACAAAGAGUAAAUUUCGAAGAUGGUAAUAAGAGAAAACUUUAUUUUCUGAUGAAUUACUUUAAUUAGCAACCAAUGUUGGAUUAGAUGCUAAUCUAGUGAAAGCAAGAAAGAAUUUUGAAUUAAAUAAGACUGAAUAAUAAUUUAAAGAACUAGUUAAAGUUGGAGAUUAGAUUUAAUUAAGUACUCAUAAAACUAUAAUGGAUACUUUGUCUAAGAUUGCUUAAGAGGAAUUUAAUAAUAUAUCUAUUAAUAAUUCAGUUUUACAAGAAGAUGCAUUAUAAUUAGCUAGAGUAUAAUAUGAAGAACAGAAAAAUCUUAUUUAAAAGGAGCAUUCUUCUGAAGAUUCAAUUCCAUAAUAUUCUGAAGUUCCCAAUAGUAGGGAAUGUAGUGAUAUAUUUUAGAAUAUUUUAGGAUAAAAGUAGAAUAAUGAUUCAAAUUAAUAAUUCUAAUAACCAAUUUCAGAAUAACGAUCCAAUAAUAAUGUUUCAACAUAAUUGCAGAAACCAUUUUUGUAAUAUGCUAAAUAACAAAAUUAUAAGACUUAAUAAAAACAAGCUAAUAGUACUUCACCAUAAAGAAGAAUACUUAUGGUAUCAGAGAAUAAUAGUAGAUCUAAUAACAAUAGUAGUAACUAAAAUAAUACUCAUAGGAUUUAAUCUUAAGGAUAAGAAAAAAUGUUAUAAUCUUAAUGGUCUCAGUAAUCUUUGAAGUCUCUUGAAGAUAUAAUUAAACCUGCUUAUGAAGAUAAUUUUAAACAUUCUGAUAAAACUUCAAAGGAAUAACUCUAAAAAAAUAGUAUGUAAUUUUAUUAGAAACUUGAUUAUAAAGAUUAAAAAUAAUUUGAAAAUGCAUAUAAAGAUGCAAAUGGAAAUAAGAAUCUAACAUAAAAUACUAUCAGUCAUCAUUAAUAUAAUAUAUAAUAAAAUCAGAGUAAUAAUAAUAUGAGCAUUAGUUUACAUAAUAAGAAUACUAGUAAUAGUAUUAAUGAUGAUAUCAAGCUCUUGAGUGAUUUUGUAUAAUAAAAUAGAAUUUCAUAACAAAAAUUUAAAGAUAAAGUGUUUAGUUAAGAUAAAGAAAAGGAUGAAUUAAGAUAACUUUAAGAGGAACUUGAAAAUAUAUCAAAAGAUGAUAAUGUCAGUAAUUUCAGAAAAAAUACAUUAGAAUCUUUGGAUAAAGAAAAGAGUGUAGAUAUUCAAAAUUAGAGUAGAAGUAUAUCUUCAAAAGAAGAUAAAAAAUAUAAAGAACAAAUUGAAAAUUAAGUGAAAUUAGAUUAUGGAUAUAAUGUUCCAUCUUCAAUGCCAGGAUCAUUAUCUAAUAAUACAACAGCCAGAACUUCUAGAAAUACAAGCAAUUAUAAUUCUAUUUAAAAUAAAAGAUCAAAAGUAGAUAGUAUUGAGGAAGCAUCAGAUGAAUAAAUAAUUUAGUAACAAUAAACAUAUGUGGAAAAUGAAAAUGUUAAAAGAAUUUCACCAAAUAAAUUAACAAGAUAAACAUCAAUUAAAAAUAAUUUAAAAAUUAAUGAAUAACGUAAUGAUAUUAAAUAAUAAUCAAGGGAUAGUAAACACUCAAGAUAAGAUAAAUCAUAAGGUAGAGAUACUAAUCUUUAAAUUAAUUAAAUCAAAGAUAAUAAUUAAAUAUAAGAUUCUAAAUUAGAUGAAAUUAAUAAUUAUUAAAUUUCUUAAUAGUCAAGUGAUCUAUCUCCCUAAAAAUCUAAAAGAAGUACAAAAAGUCCAGAAAAAACUAAAAGAUUUUAAAAAUCAGUAACUAAAAUAAUUGAUUCCAAUAAAUAAACAAAAAAAGAAUAAUAAUAAAAAUUAGAGGUUAUUAAUAAACCUUUUGAAAAUUAAUAGUAAACAUAAUAAGAUGUAAGAAAAAGCAGACAUAAAACAGGAAAUAGGGAAGCAGUUGAUGAAUCUUCAGAAGAAGAGUAGGAUUAAGAAAAUGAAGAUAAAAAAAAUAAUAAUAGAAUUAAAAGAUAAAAAUCUAUUAAAAGAGGAUAAUUUCAUUCAGUUUCAAUGCCUAAAAUUGGAAAAGAUGAAGAUCCUAAAAGAUAUUUAUUGAUUUUAAAAGAAGAACUCAAAGAAUUAAUUGAUAAAAAAGUGAGUUUAAGGGAAAUAAAGGAGCAUAUUAAUUUAAUUCUUAGUGAAAUUGCAGGAGUAAAACUUGAUCCAGAAUUGGAAUAUUAUUUAUAAUUAUGUAAUUAUCUAUAGAAUAUUUUAAGAUAAAUAAAGAGUUAUGGAGUUAACUUAAGUGAAUCAAUAAUCAAGAGAAAUUCAUUUUUAGACACUUUAACCGACAGUUGAUUUGAAUAUGAAACGAGAAAUAAGAGGAUUAAAAUUUGCUAGAAAUUGUGAUCGAAUUCCUAAAUUGUAACCAAAAGAUUUAGAAGACACUUUUGUUUUAUAAUAGUAAAUUAAAUAAUCAUAAUAUUAUAUAGAUAAUUUUAAAAAGAAUAAGAUCUUAAUGAAUAGGAAUUUAAAAUUCAAUCAUAUUAACCAAUAUUCAGAUAUGAAUAAAGACCUAUACCAAUUUAAUCUGAUAUUAUAUAGGUUUCAUUAGAUGUUUCAAGAAGAUAAACACCAAAUACAUAUCGUCAGGAGAGAGCUGGAUCAUUACUUGAUGUUGAUUUACCAAUUCUUACUUAAAGAAAGAGUAAUAUAGUAGAGAAUAAAAAAAAGAAAAAGACAAGAUAUACAGGAUAGACUUCUAUCAAGAGAGAUAAAUUGAGUGAAGAUUAUCCUUUUCUAUAUAAAUACAAACCAGAGUUAUUGAAGAGUAUAUUGGAAGCCCGUAUUAGUCUUGAGAAAUUGGUUUGAUUAAUUAAGAUUUUAUUUAUGAUGCUUAAAAUUAAGUAUUCCUAUAUCUCAACUCAAGUGCUUCGAUCAUAAAAUGUUGUUAGAUUCGAUGCUGAAAUCAAACAAUCACAUUUAUUAGGAGAGCAAUUUGGAUAAUAGGUGUUUGCAAAACUUAAUCAUUAUCAUAAGCAUAAUAUUUUGACUCCAACUAUGUUAAAUUAAAUUCAUAGAUAUUUGGAAAGUUAUGAUUUAGAUGAGACAGUGAAUAUUAUUUGGUUAGAUUGUUAAUCUAAAGGAACAGAUUUGAAAUGUAUGCAAAUUUAACAAAAAAUUAGAUUUAUAACACUUAUCUUAACAGGAGAAGAUUGAAUAUCUGAGACAAAUAUAAAAUUUGGCAGUCUAUUUUGGAAAGUACAAUAAAGUAUUGAUGCCUAUAAUAACAGGAGAAGCAAGUGGAUCAAUGGCAGCCUUAGCAUGUUCAACUCCAUUCUAAUUUUUUGAUUAAAAAGGAGGCAUAAGAUUUAAUGAUGUCAAUAGAGGAUUUGUACCACAUGCAGGGUAAAUAUGUAAAAGAAUAAUAGUGCUACAUUUCAUUUAUCCAGAUUGCCUGAUUAAUUAGGAUUAUUUUAUGCUUUGACUGGUAGAUGGUUAAAAAAUGAGGAAGCAUUAAAUUUAGAGUUGAUAUAUGGAAAUUUGAAGGAUAAAAAUUAGGCUAUUGAAUAUAUCAAUUAAACAACAUAAUAAUAUAAGACACCUAAUACUAUUUAAAUGUAUCCAAAAUAAGUUAAACGUGAAAUUUAAAGUUUUAGAAAAGGAUAAAAGAUAUUCUUAAAAAAAUUGAGUGAAGAAAUGAUGAUUAGAAUGAAAAAUGAAGAUGCUUAAUUAGUGGCAUAAGAAUUAUUAUAUAAACUAAAAAGAUUCUAAGAAGAAAAUGUUUUAAAUCAAAAGAAUGAUAAACCUAAAUAAACUAUAGCUAAUCCAUAUCUUCACUUUAAAACAAUGAACAUUGAUAGUUUAGAAGAAAUGGGAAUAAUAUCAAGAGAAAACUUAGUUAAAUUAGAUAAGGCCUUAAUAGCCAGAUGUUUUAGUGGAGAAAGUGUUUAAGAGAUUAUGGAUAAAUUGAAAGCUGAAUAAAAUUAAUUUGCUUAAGAGAUCUUAAAAGAAUUAGAAGCAUAACCAAGAUUAUCACUUGAACUUACUUUCAAAUUAAUAAGAUAAGCAGAAAAAUGGCAAUGGAGAGAUUGUUUAGUUGCUGAACACAAUGUAGCUUCAAAUCUUGCCAAUAGUGGUUAAAUGGAGAAAUAAGAAAGAGUUUAAAAUAUUGAUUCAUUUUUCAGUUAAGUUAGUCCUUCAAUUGAUUAUUUAUCUGAUGCUCUUGAACCAGUUAGAGACUUUUAUACUGAAUAUCCUGAUAAUAUUAGAGUCUUUUUAAAUGAGUAAAAUCUUAGAAAGGGUUUAAUUGAUAGAGCCAAUUAAGAAGUUGAUGUUGCUGCUUUUAUGAAAAAUAAUGAACAUGUAAUGGAUGGUUCAAUCAGAGUUUCAGAUCUUAGAAAAAUGAGAGUUGAAAUUGCUGAAUUGAAAAGAGAAGUUAAAAUUAAAAUGGAUAAAUUGAAAAGUAUAGUUGGAUAUGAAGAAAAUCUUAAAAAGUAUAUAGAAGAAAGACAAGCAUAUAUAAAUAAUAUUAAAGAUUUUGGAACUCUUUUAGAAGAAUCAAUAAAUUAAUUUUUUGAAAAGGCUAAUCAAGCAAGAUUUAAUAGUUAUGGAAAUGUUGCCAAGAUUGCAUCUAUUAAACCUAAGAGAGAAUUAUUUUCAUUAGUAAGAAAUUCUAUUUUAAAUCACAAAUUAACAGAAGAUUAUGAUGAAAUUGAAGCCUUAAAGAAAUAAUAAGCAUGGAAUAAAUCUAUGUAAAGAUUAUUGAUUUUUCCAAAAGAUGAUAGAAAAUCUUUUUAUGAAAAUGAAUUACCUGAAAAAAUAGUUGAUUAAGAAUUAACAGAUUAAGUAUUUAGAGCUAGAGUUAUAAGAAAUAAAUUAUAUGAAACUAGAUAUGGAGAUCUUUAUCAAGAGUUUAAUUAAUAAAUAGAUAAAUUUUAUAAGAAUGUCAUUUAAAAUGUUACUUAAUCAAAUAAAUUUAAUAAUAUAUAAGAAUAUUUAGAAGGAAAAGAAGUUAAAGAAAUAUUAGAAUUAUUAAAAGAAAAUAAAGAAGAAAUUAUAAUUAAUUUACAAAAAGAACCUGUAGAAUAAGUAAAUAAAGAAGAGUUAAUUAAUCAAAUGAAAUAAGAAAUAGAUCAACUUAAAUAGAAGGAAGAGAUUCCAACCAAUCUUGAAGGAUUAAUAUAGGCAGAUGAAAAUUUAAGCAAAAUUAUGGCUGACUUCUUUAGAUGUCCAGAAGAGUUCAAACCAUUAUAAAAUAUGUUUGAAUAAUUAUUGAUUUCUAUUUAUAGAAUGAGAGUAAAAAAAUUUAAACAUUUAAAUGAAUUAGCAAUAAUAGAUGAUUAAAUUAAUGAAGCUUUAACUUUAGAUUCUUUCAAAGUAAUUGAAAGUAAUCUUAUGUUUUCUUUUUCAUAUAUUCUAUUAUGUAAAUUAGAAGAAAUGUAUUGUUUAUUUAAAUAAGGUGGUAAUUAUGAAGUCUAAGCUUUGAAAUUUUAAUAAGACUAUGGAUUUUAAAUAUAAAACUUUAAAUAAUUUGAAAAACUAUUAGAUUAUUUAAAUGAUAAAUUGAGAGCAGCAGCAACAUUAUAUAAUACUUAUAGAUAAAAGACUCUAGUAGAAUCUGAUAAAUUACUAGAUUAUAUUAUGACUCUUAAAUCUAGUAAGUGGCCAAGUUUCAAAUCCAAAGCAAUAUAUACUAAUCUAUUAAGUUUAAAAAUUAAAACUAAUUAUGAAAAUUAAAUAGCCGGAUUAGAAGAAAAAAAAAUUAGUUAAACUACUCCUGAUGAUGUAUAUAGUGCUUUAGAAAGUAAAUCACAUAAAAUGAGCAUAUUUUAUAGAUAAAAUUUACCAAAAUAUAGAAGAGGUUAAAUAUAGAAACGUGUUGCUUUUAGAGAUGAUUUACAUUUUGCUACUAAAAAAGAAAUUGAGAUAUAUGGUAAAAUAUAAGGACUUAAAACACAGAAUAAAAGAAGAUUAAUUAUAGGACUAAGUCAUUAACUUAAAUAAUUAGAUUUGAUUGCAGAAAGAUAGGUUGAGAUUACAUCUAAAGAACUUUAGUAAUAAAAAGAAGAUUUAGAAAGAGCUUUAAAGAAAAAAUGGUUUUGUUAUUAACCAAUUGAAUAAUGGUUUAAAGAAUUAGUCUAAGAAACAGUAGAAGAAAUUUAUCAUCCAGAUCUUCUUUUAUCAGAAACUGAAUUUAAAGAAUACAUUCAAAUCAGCUUCAAUGAAUAAAAGAAAUUAUUAGAAUCCUUAAGAGCAGAACUUAUUUUAGGUGUAUAAAAUGAAAGAGAUGAAGUGAUUUAAGAAUAGAAGUAAUAUAUUUUAAUUUAUUAAUUAGAUUCAAUCCAGAAUUACCAGAAAUUUAAAAUUUAGCAUAAUAAUUAACUGUUGCUGAAUCUUUACAUGUAGAAGGACUUAUUGAAGAAAUUGAACCUACUGAAACUUUAUUUAUUGGCAAAAAAGGAACAACUCUAAAAAUAGGAGGAGAAUUACCAAUUCAAUUAAAUGAAACUUAAUAUAGAGAAUUAAGAACUAAAAUGAUUGGAAGAGUUGAAUAUUUGGUAGGUGAUUGGGCUUAAGAACCAAAACUUAUAGAUUAAAUUGAUAUUGAAUUAUUGUAUGAUAAAAUUCAAUAGAUUUAAGAUAAGAAUAGAAAUAAAAAAUGAU